Akanthomyces muscarius is the source of this 360-nucleotide messenger RNA. RefSeq lists its product as uncharacterized. NCBI's taxonomy places the organism in Eukaryota, Fungi, Ascomycota, Sordariomycetes, Hypocreales, Cordycipitaceae. The transcript is spliced from 2 exons. The coding region runs from base 1 to 360 and encodes 119 amino acids. The record is from RefSeq and is a predicted model, not a curated record.
AUGGGGCUAGGUCAUCUACCGAUGCACGUACGGCGACGAGUAGGCGACUACGAGGCCUGGGCACGCUUCCAGGACCUCAUCACGCAGGGUCUGCGUCUCGAGCUCCAAGAGCUUCAAGAGACGGAGGACGUGUCACAAAGCGUCGUAGACGGCUCCGACUGGAUCUUUGUGUCCGACCCGGCGCCCCUGGACGGCGCGUCGCGGGACACGCUUCACAAGCGCUUCGUGCCCUGGGUCGCAGAGGAGGAGAGGGAGAAGGUGGACGAAGCGUCUCUGCGCAGUGUGCUUGAUGUGGACCUUGACGACAAAUACGACGAAGAUUGGGUAAAUCUGGUACGAUGCCAAGAAGUGACAGACUAA